AUGAAGAGAGCUGCAUCGGACACUGCUCUUCCAGAUGGGUUGCCGAAGAUGCAGCGUGUGGACCUCACUGAGGACAUACCGGAGUUUGUCGGUUUGAAGGGCCAGUUGUUGGUUGAUGCCAUUUUCCACAAGUAUGGACAAGGUGUCUCAACCAUCCCUUGGCUCAACGAAGACACCAAAGAGAGGAACAUCAAACCAGACCCCGUCAAUCGACCAGUGAUGGAGAGCCUCGCUGAGGCAUACAUGGACAGGAUAUUGACAUCAGGAAGAGCAUGGAUGGUAGCUGCGUCAACUACAAGUACUUUGCCUGCGCAGGCCAUCACCUACAAUCACCGCUCCGAAGCGAUGUAUCGGGCCAUUGCCAAGGAACCGUCGAAUCCCUACGUUCUGAAGAGUCUCAGAACGGGCUUGGAGAACGUCCGGAUUCUGUCAAGCAAGACUCCCGUUCAAAUCAGGGAAGUUCUAUGCGCAAUGCACAAUGCGUACCACGAUGGGACAGCAGAGACAUGGACAUCUCUGCUCGAUGUUGCCGAAGACGUCAUGAUUCAGUGGGAGCAGAAAGCCACUUCGGCUGGUCUUACCACGCGGAACUCCCAAUACGAGCAGAUUCUGGAGCGUUUCCUUUUCAAGGACAAGCAGAGCGUGACAGCCCCUUGGAACGGAUCUCUGAAUUUCUUCAAGAUCACCUCCGUGCUCAACAACCAUUUCAACCGUCAUCAGAUCAAAUCAGCAGUGCGUUCAUGGUGCAACAGCAACAUGAACUUCUCGGAUUUCAAGCUCAACAACAGGGACGUGAUCAUGAUGGUGCAUCAAUUGACCGUGAUAGUGGUCAAUGCCAUGAAAGGCUUCUAUGGCCGAGAGUUCAUCGGAAUUGCCCUCCAAGAAGCUGUGAAGUUUUGUGUGCUUUGGCUGGGGUUUGAGACCCUUUCCAUCAUGUCCUACCUGACUACCCCAAUGGCCACUAGCGCAGUGUUCAAGAAGCUUGAGGAAGAGCACAACUUCGAUGCUCCGACGCAUCAUGGCAGCGGAGACACGGACAAGGACAAGGACAAGUCCUUGCCAUCAAUCAAGCGUCGUGCUGGUGCUGGUGGUCGUGGUCAAGGAGCAGGUGGCGGCGGGAGGGGCAGGAAAGGUCGCAAGGGUGCUGAGAAAGAGGGUGAGGCAGUGGAUUGUGAUUUGGAGGACACGGGUGUGGCGAAGGAAGCAUGGUCCCCCAUGGCAUACCCACUCAUGUGUGACGGGGUUGGUGACUCAGGCAGUCGCCACAAGACAGCCCUUGAUGAUUUCAUGCACCAGUUUCUGCACAUCUCCACUGGCUUUGAGAAAAAACUUGGAUCCACUGAGAAGGCUUGUGACCAGUACAACUCCGCAGUGAUGACCCUCUUCGGGCACGCCAUGUCUUGCUUUUAUGAGUUCUGCUUCACAGGCUCAGUGGCCAUCAAUGGCAAGUUUGUGAAAUCGUACACCGCAUUCAGAGAUGAAAUGAGCACAUUCGUUUCAACAGGAUGUGCGCUGGCUUCUGGCAAGAAAGCCUUGUCUUUAGCCACCCAUAUUUCAGACAUGAUUGACGGUGACACGGCUGGGCUGUCCUUGGGUCAUGCAAAAGAUGAACCAGAUGAAGCCAAGACCACAAACCGCAUCAAGAUCGCGCUGCCCAUUGUCAUCAAGACAGGAAUGGAGACGUUUUUGCAUGAAGUGGUUCCACUGCCUUUGGAAUUCCAUGCGCAGUUUACCAGCGUGACUGGGCUAAUUGGGGAAAAUGAAUAUUCACUUGCUCAACAAAUCAACAAAGAUAAGAUUGGAUUCGAUGCCAGAUUGAGAUAUUAUAUAUAUAUAUAUUAUUUACAGAUAGCUAGCUGA
Molecule: messenger RNA, 1860 nt
Organism: Cladocopium goreaui
Lineage: Eukaryota; Dinophyceae; Suessiales; Symbiodiniaceae
Source: the annotation of a GenBank genome assembly